UUCACACAACUCGCAGGUACCAAAACAAACUCCACGCACAGGCCAGCUGAUUGAGAUCUAUAAAUAGGACACAUCUGCAUUCAUCACUGGCGCUGUGUUGUAGGCCAGGGUAGUGCAGGAUCUAGGUGUCUUUGUGUGUUCCGACCACCAACCAUUCGCUGACCCAGUUCAAGCUGUUGCUGUUGCUUUCAUGCUGUCGUCUUCAGAGAUCGACACUUUUAUACUCGACUCCCUACCCUCAACUCAAUGACUUACUGAUUUUCAGGCAGUAAUGCGAGAGCUGACGUGCCACACCAGCCUCGCCUGCAAUGACUCGGUACAGAUCAGAUUUUACAAAUGGACUCGGCCUCGCCAGGGCCAAAGGGCACCGCCCCAGAAAUACCUGGGUUUUCGUCAAGUGCACAUCGCGGUGAGUGGCGACGGUGAGGAGGAGGGGCGAGGUGGGCGGGAGGGGAGCCCGGGGUCGGAGUGGGGGUCAGCCUCCACGUCGGACUCUCGACACUCCUCUCCUGCCCGCGACGACCCUGAGGUCUCGGCCCAGCCCGCCAUGACGCAGGAGAAAAAGUGGCAAGUGAUCUCCAAAGUGGUUCUGGCCUUGGCCCUGGUAGUGGUCGGCCUCCUCAUUGACCACUUCGGGGAGGUAACCAUCGUUGAGAACAUCCACUCCCACAGUAUCGCAGUGGCCUGUUACACCCUGGCUGGUAUACUGGGACUCCAACUGCUGACCUUUAGGUGACCCCCUCCCCUCCCCUCCAGGGUGUACGUGGAGCAUGUGUGGACAGACAGACAACUGUGUCAGCUGGACAUCCUGGCUGAGGGCUUCGGACGGUGGAACAACGCUGAAUGUCCUUCCUGACUGAGGCUUUGUGUAGACCGCGGCUGUCGGACCAGACUCUCCCAGUGUACAGAGCUGGACAUAGUUUCACCCUUGUCUGUCGCCAACAUCCUUCCACGUGCCCGAGGGUUAGGCCAAGAUUUUCUUCCCCUAAAAGAGAUACAUUUGUUGAACAGAUCUUGCAUUUGUUUCCUUGGAUUUCUUUUCUUUUUUAUACCUCUGUGUUUUUUAUUGUAUUUUUUUGCUGUUUUGGUUGGUUGUUUUUUGUUUUGCAACUUUUUCAUUUCCUAAGUUUGUUCCCGGUCUUGUAUUGUCAUGACUUGUGUUUUCCCAUCAGAGGAGCACGUACAGCCUUACGUCUUACAACGCUACACGGUUCAAGAUGUGCUGUCUCCUCUGAUUGGAAAGUCAGUAAUUGACAUCAGCAUUUCAUGGGGGUUAAACGCUCACCCGUGAAAAAACAGGUCGAUGUAAUUUUAGUUUUAAAAAAGUACUGGUACUGCUUGGAGUGUCACAAAAAACGUGUGUCAUGAUCUAUGUGGAUGUUUGAACAAGCUGUAGCAGUAGCAGAAGUUGCUGAAGAGAAGAAUAAUGAAAAUGCUGAAGCCAUAACAGAACUUUGGAGGUUAGUGAGAGUUGUGAAUUGUGAGUGGUAUUGAUUUUGUCAUUCAGCUUGUCCACUUUGGCUACUGAGAUUCUGAAAAAGCAGUUGUUGUUUUUUUCUCUCCAAAUUUUAUUCUUUAUACUGAGUAACCGUAUAUUGUGUUGUGCAUGUGGUGUUUGAGAAUUUUUAAAGGUCAGAUUUGUUUUGCAUUUUGUCUUCAUUUAUAUGUUCCUCUUUUCUUGUAAUAUUACAAUUUCCUUCUUCUCUUCUAUUUUGGCUGUACAUCUUUCUGAGUACCCUAGUUUGUUUUUGUUUCCAAAAUUGGUGUGUUUUAAAAAGCUUCAAAUGAAAUGUUUUUUGUUUUUAAGUAUGGUAAUUCUAAUGUAGAUAUAGAAUAAUAACAAAAUUGAAAACUGGCAGCAGCUGUAAUAUAUAUAUUAUAUCUGUAUAUUAUUUUUUGAGUUGGUGUCUGGUAAUUUGGAUGGGUUGGACUAAUGAUUCCUACGAUAUAUAGAUGUAGUGUGGAAGUUUCUGGGACCGCUGAGUGGAGAAACGUGUAUGUCCCUUGUCUGGAUGUGGUGACUGGUGGUGCUUUUGUGUGUGUGGAAAAACUGUCUGUCUUUUACUACAAGGAAUAAAACAGAGAAUGUUGUAAAGUGAUUCUUGUGGUACCAGGAGAAAACCUGUCACGUUUCUGUGUGUCAAUUUUACAUUCCCUGUUUUAUUCCUUUUUUUUGGGGGGGGGGUAUGUUCUGUUGUUUUCUGUGAGCAUUUUCCUGUUAUUUCAUUGUGAAAAGCACUUUGGACUGGCUAGAUUCUUGACUUUGGCAUAACCCCUUGGAGGUUUAGGGUUUGGAUCUAAGUUGGGUCCCAAAUUUUUGCGUGUCUUGUCUGGGAUCGUUUUUUUCUCUUGGCCGGAUGCGUGGAGGGAAGAACGGGCUGUUCUGCCUGCCAAAUUCCCAAACCUGUGUCUAGUCAUGAGAGAGGUGUGGGAGGCAGUUCUUGUAAACCAUCGUGUGAGCGUUAACCGUCAGAACAGAGUACUUUUAGCAGGGCGGUGGACUUUGUUCAACUUUACAUGAGUGUUGUUUUAGUCUGUUGCUGGCAUUUUACUUUGCUGGGGAAUUAUGAAUAUUCUAAUUUGAGUGCACUAUGAUGAGAUGCAAUUUUAUGACUGAUUUCUUGUUGUAGUCUUGUAAGGGAUUAAACUUUGUAAAUUAAUUGUUUCUAUAAUUUUGAGUACAGCGGACGUCAGAGUUUAUGUAUCGCCGUACUGAUUAAGAUUUAUCGUUCUGGUAUAGCAAGGUAUUGGCAUUGACUUCAUAUUAUUGUAUUGGAGUAAUUUUCUUCAGUGACACAUAUUUUUAGACCUAAAAAUAUUGAACCUGGCAUUUUCUUGUCUUGAUGAUAAUGUUGUAGAUGGUAUGUAUCGCGAUAUCCGAUAUCGUAUAUAUAUCACGGUGACGUCGUAUAUAUAUAUAUAUACAUCACAGUGGACUCAAGUAGCCCCCAGUCCAGACCUCUCAUCUACAGAUUGUGAUGUCAUGUACAGUGAGAUAAGACGCAAUGUUUGCUCUGUGUAUGUCACUAUUUUCUUUCAAUGGUGCACUUCCAAGAGUCGCAAUACAGUUUUAGCAUUUGCUUUAACGGCAUAAAGUUUUCACGGUAAAGAAUUGUAUUGUUGUAAUGUAUUUAUGGGAUUGAUUCUAUACCCGGUUGACUGACGUAACAGUGAUCGUGAAUGAAAUGACCCUGUUCCCGUGUGUUUUGUUCCCGUGACCGUGUGGCACAUUUGUCACAGAGCGUGAGCGUGUCUGUUUUUGUUAUGACUCACAAGUCACAGUGUUUGUGUAGUUGCUGUGGCGUCACAUGGUUGCUAUGGCGAUGUCAUCUAGUUCCUGUGACGUCACAUAGUUCCUGCGGUGAUUUGUGAGGCAGGGCGCGGUGAGCUGAGGCCACAAACUGAUGGGGUUGUGCCAGGUUUCCUGCCCUGGGCCGCCCGAGUACCCGUGUGCCAAAUAGAUGUGUGCCAAUCUCUGUUCACACAAACAAGACCGCUUUGCACGGAUUGGAUUUUUAUGCAUUAUAUAAAUAAUAUUAAUAUGUGCUGGCAUUUUCAAUUGAUCUGUGUUUUGUUUAACUGUCUCAAGUCUGCUGUAUAGUCCUGGCCAAUGUGCAGGAUUUUGCUGUACAUGUAACAUGUAUUAUAAGUGUAAGUAAAUCAUACUGAUGAUUUGUAAAGUUGUACAUCUUUUAGACUACAGGACAGUGAACCGUGUGGAUUUGAAUGUCAAGACUUGCAUUUCUAUUAUUAGCUUGUUGUGCAUACAUAUACAUAACAUGCAUAAUUCGCCUGUGCUUCAUGUACAUACGUAUGUUCAGAUUUUGAAUUUGAACAGAAGUUUUUCGGAGUUGUCACCAUCCUUGAUGUAGAUGAAAUGUCUUUCUUAUGUCGCUCUGUACGUGUCCAACACGCUCUACUGGCCGUCCCUACAGUCUGAGCACAUCUAGGCAAAAGGUGGAUUUUCAAGAAGUAGGCCACAGUUUUCUGGGCGACCCAGCUACCUGGCUGUACCUUGUCAGGGGGGCGAGUCACAUUCUGAGCUCUCUCCCCGUAAAUGUCCUGCCAGUUCCCCUCUGCAUCUUCAGACAAAGACCCAUACCUUGGUUAGGUCUUUCAUCAUGUUCCAACAGAACAGAUGUCUGUCAGAUGUGCUUCAGGUAGGAAGGGGCCUGGCAAGAAAGGGACGCCAUGUCAUACAUAUAACAUCAGGAUUAAAUGAAAGUUGUGUUCCUGGGUCAGUCAGUGAGUAGACUUGAGUGGCAAAUGUUGAUGAGAGUCGAGAGAUCAGCUUUUUGUAUUGUCUGAACAGGGUGGAGUUGUGUAUCGUUCAACUGUAAAUGUAAUAGCCUGUACCAUACUGUGAACGUGCUAUGGAUCAAGUAGAUCUAGGUUUUCAAAAACUGAUAGUUUCAAAAGUUGAUCACUCUGUCAUGUGUCCAGUAUGGCGUGUCUUGUAAUGGUAAAUGAAAAGUUGAUUUUACGCCCUCAUCGACACAGUUGAGAUCAUUUAGGAGGCAGGCCACAUCCCGGCCUGAGAGGGUUAGUGCAACAUCUCCACGGAGAGACAAAGACGCUCCAUAAAAAUUCCUCCCCCCAAGGAAUCAAACUUGGGUCUCCUGCAUGCGAUGUAGAAAAGCGUUAAACGGUUCACCACAGACGCGGGACCCAGUAGGGCAUAGAGCUCACACAAACAUACACAUUAUAUGGGAGUGUUCUAUGCUACAUGAUGAGUGGCAAGAACUUUACACUCCGGGGAAAAAAGAAAAAGGUACCAUACGCACAAUGUUUGAACGUGUCUCGUGAAGUUUGUGUGUUUGCUAGGUGCUCGGCAGUACUGGCGCGAGUGUGUUCGUUUGUGUGUCUGUGUGUGUGUGUGUCUGUCACUUUGUGGAGAACAUACCGGUACAUACACCCCCUCUAUCAAUCUUGUAAAUCCAAAGCUUGGUACCCCAAUGUGUGCUGCAAAGUUGUGAAAUAAUUGUGAUUGUUCCAAUAACUGUUUGUACAUGAUGUACUUUGUAUGAGAGAGUUUUUUUUACAGUAGUAGCCUACAAUGUUACUGUAAACCCUCUCUGGUAGGAUGACACAGAUCUUCUGGUAUACGUGUAUAAUAAUGUAUAAUGUCUGCAAUAAUUCUGAUGAGAGAACUGAGGCAUGCGUGAGAGAAGGGAUGUUACUUCUGCAAUGACUGUCUUCUCUAUUGCUCUGUGGUGUGCAAUAAACUGAACUGACGAAUUGACCAUGUCCAAUGUGUACAAUAAAAUGGAGUUACAACUCAA
Aplysia californica (California sea hare) is the source of this 5282-nucleotide messenger RNA. RefSeq lists its product as uncharacterized. The record is from RefSeq and is a predicted model, not a curated record. Lineage: Eukaryota; Metazoa; Mollusca; Gastropoda; Aplysiida; Aplysiidae.